AUGGAUUCAACGGUGGCCCGCAUAGUUGGCAACCUUGGCUGCGCUCCAAGACGGUGGCGCUCCAAGUCUUUGUGCCUAUUGCUGCUGGCCGCAGCCUCCGUGUGCACGCGCUCCAACCCCGCAGCGCUGAACGCGGAGGUGCCGGCGAACCUGGGCGAGAUCAACGGGGAGUGCUGGGAUGCGUCGUCGUUAGCGGUCAUCGAAGUGCGCCGACUACGCAUCGCAGACACGGUCGGGGGGUUCUGGGACUUCAUGACGUACCUGCGCGCGUCCCAGCUGCCCAAGCACCAGGACCUGUUUAUGAAGCUCGCGCAGGUCUUCUGGGAGCGCUACGUGGACUGUGUGCUCUCCCGCGCGCAUGGUCUCGGCAGGAGGGCCGGUGUGUCACCGAGAGAGCGCAUCUUGUGUUCUCACAACGCUGCGCCGCCGUGUUAG
Electrophorus electricus (electric eel) is the source of this 435-nucleotide messenger RNA. RefSeq names its product protein FAM237A-like. The record is from RefSeq and is a predicted model, not a curated record. NCBI's taxonomy places the organism in Eukaryota, Metazoa, Chordata, Actinopteri, Gymnotiformes, Gymnotidae.